Diachasmimorpha longicaudata is the source of this 3006-nucleotide messenger RNA. RefSeq names its product beta-1,4-galactosyltransferase 1-like. Gene Ontology annotation, biological process: carbohydrate metabolic process; glycosphingolipid biosynthetic process. The transcript has 2 exons. Lineage: Eukaryota; Metazoa; Arthropoda; Insecta; Hymenoptera; Braconidae. The record is from RefSeq and is a predicted model, not a curated record. Gene Ontology annotation, cellular component: Golgi apparatus. Gene Ontology annotation, molecular function: galactosyltransferase activity; N-acetyl-beta-glucosaminyl-derivative 4-beta-N-acetylgalactosaminyltransferase activity. Bases 229 to 1224 code for a protein of 331 amino acids.
GUACAUCCUAUAUCCAUGUCACGGGUGAGUGAAGUGAUUUGGCUUGGUGUCCUGGUAUAAACAAUAAAACAAAACUGUGUAUUUGUGACACAAACUCUCCCUGUAGUGAGCAAAUAUCUGCAGAAAAUGCGUGAAAAAGAUGAUUACUUCACCUUAGACUAAAGAAUUCACCGGGAGGCGAUAAUCCUAAGCUAUUACCAUAACCAAAUGCGGGUGAUAUAGGUUAAGAUGUCUCGGAAUUUUCAGAAUUUCAUUAAAAUGUUCAUAGCAUUUUUACACAGUUAUGCACGUGGAUUAUCCUAUUUAGUCACAACGAUACUAGUCCUGGGUUAUUGUCUUCACCCAGGGAGAUUUGCAUCUCAUUACAAUUUCAUCAAGGCGGAAAAUAUUCACGAUGAGCUGGAGAAAUCAUACGAUCCCAGAGAUAAUUCAUGUGCAAUAUCAAUAACUGGAAGAACAUUUUCAGAAUUAUCAUAUCCCCAAGAACAUCUGAGGGAGGAUCCAGUGGCAAUGGCCAGGAGACUUGGAAUAUUACCUGGUGGACAGUGGAAACCGCUUAAUUGUCAUCCCCUGUUCAAUGUUGCUAUUGUUUUGCCAUAUAGGAAUAGACACACUCAACUCAGUAUUUUUAUGAAUUAUAUACAUCCAUUUCUACAGUCACAAAAUCUGGAUUAUCGAAUAUUUGUCAUCGAGCAGAGUCCUAUACGUGAAUUCAAUCGUGCUAAAUUAUUCAAUGUUGGAUACAAAGAGGCCACGAAAGUCAAUGAUUUUCACUGUUUCAUAUUUCAAGACAUUGACUUGAUUCCACAGAAUCCAGAUAAUAUUUAUGCAUGCACUAAAAUGCCAAGGCAUAUGAGCUCAAGUGUCAAUACCUUCAGGUAUAAUUUGCCAUAUACUGGAUUGUUUGGUGGAGCUAUUGCACUGACUAGGAGGCAAUUCGAAUGGGUCAAUGGAUUUUCCAAUGUUUUUUAUGGCUGGGGAGGUGAGGAUGAUGAUUUCUAUAGCAGAUUGCAAUCCAGGGGUCUACAGGUGACUCGUUUUGGACCUGAUAUAGCUCAGUAUUAUAUGUUGACACACAAAAAAGAGCCACCGAGCAGUGCUAGAUUCGAGCGGUUAGAAAAUAGUGCCAGGAGAUACGAUUCUGAUGGACUUAACAGUCUCGAUUAUAAAGUGCUGGAUCAUCAGCUUCGUCCACUGUACUCGUGGAUAUUGGUUGAUGUUUAAUCUGUAGGACGCAGUACAUCAAAACAAUUAGAAGAAUUUUAUUCAUUUUGUGGAAAGAAAAUUGUAUAUCAAACUGCAUAUCAAAUCGAAAAGCCUUUUUUAGAAUGUGAUGGCAUAUUGUCCUCUCUUCGGAGAGGUUUUUGCAUAUUCAAUGAGGAAUACAUGACCUAGAUAACGCCUGUCGAUUAGUGUAUCUUCGUAGCUCAAUUUUUCAUGGUUUAGAGCCAGUGAAGAUGUCCGAGUGCUCUGGCCAUUUUUUCGUUAACCCUUUAGCCUAUAACCACGAGUCAGACUCGUGGUAAAGAAUUUGUGCCAUAAGCGAAAACAACGAGUCUGAAUCGUGGUAAAGACUUUGAAUUCGAAUUUCUUGCGUAUUAUAGCUCGCGCAAUUGGUAGAUAUCGUGUAGGCUAAGGGGUUAAUAUUCUUUCUAAUAUUUAUAUUUAGACGUCAAAGCUUCUAUGUGAAUACCUUUGACACUUAAGUUAUUGAUUUGUCGGCAAUUAUUUAAUUAUCCAAACGUAGGAAAGCUAAUUUUUAUUUUUCAUGAAGGAAAGUUGAUUAAAUUUAUAAGAAAACAUUUUUUCAUGAUAAUUCUAUAAUUGUCGUGAAUUAAAUAUCAUACUCUUUUUCUGGCAUAAUUUAUGAAUGAGAAUGAUAAUUUACGAUUUGCCAUUUUCGACGUCAUUUCAUCGUUGUCUUUAGCAAUUUUCUUUGUUUGACUAGUCAAUAGUAUAUUAAAAUCUUAAAAUCUCUAAAGUUGCAUAAAAUAUUGUCUAUGAAAAGCAACUUCAAUUAUUUAUUAAAUGAAAAUAAUGACGAAACUUCCUUACAUUCUUGUUUGAAAAAAUCAGUGCGCUAGUACUUUUAUUUUUCCAUUCUAGCAUUUCCGAAAAAUAGUGCUCUUACGUGAUUUCUUUAGAAUGCAUAAAAAUAAAAUUUGACCAUCUUUGAAUAUCUAAUUUCCCGUUCACCAGAAGACUACAAGAAAUAUAAAAAUUGGCUGAAAGGAGCCAGAACAUCCUUAAGCCCCUUUGUAUUAAAUUUAUUUCUUCAUAAAAAAAUUGCAAAAAUGAGUGAUCGUGUCGUUUCGAUCUCCGUUUGCCACUAAUUUAGCCUAAGUACUCAUUAGAAACCUAGUAUUGAAGAGAUGAAUCAAGAGAUGAACUCAAAAUCACCAAAUUAUCAACUCAUUUGCAAAUACAUAUCUUCGUAAACGAGAGGUUUGGACAAUUGCACCAAGAGACACCCCUCGUGUAGAGUUCUAUAUCUCAGUACUGAUUACCUAGUUCGGCACUCGCCUAAGUUUUCACUGAUGAUUUCCUUAGCCCGAUAAUCCCACGAUGUAUUAUUUUUUUUAUGAGAUUGUCUCGGAAAAAGGUUCUGAUUAAUUUAUUGAACAGAACCGAUUUACAGAACAGAUUUUUUGACAGAACAGAUUUAUUUAUUUAUUGUUCUCGGGAUGAACUAAUUCUGUAGAUUUAUUAGCAACAGAAACUCGAGAAAUAAUGGACUAACUAGUUUCAAUGUUUAGAAUCAAUUUCACUAUAUUGUCACGUAUACUAACCAUCCUAAAUUUCACCAAAAAAAUUUACAACCCGAUAAAUAAUGAAAUGUUUUUGUAUGAUUGUUGUUGGUAGUUGACUAAAAUUCAGCAAAUGAUCAGAUAAACAAAUUUUCAAGCAAUCCGCAAGUGUCUUUAUUAUGCGUGCUCUGUUUGCUUGUUUCAUACACAAAAUGUUCACAUAAAAAAAUAAAAUUACAUUCAUAAUCAAAAAAAAGAA